GCAAACUCUGGUGAAGGAUACGAAGGAUUACACAGUAAAGAAAAUGGAACAUGAAGGCGUAACCUGUUGGAAAACAUUGUAGAUAAUUGAACAUGCACUCUGUAUUACAGGUAGGACUUCAGAGGUUACCACGUUGGAUUUAAAGAAGGAAAAAAGUGUGGGGGGAAAAAAGGUAUCUAUGGAACUCUUUUUCUGCGAAUAUGACGUCUGUAACUUGAAUAUUUUAAAAAUCGUGGAGUUAACACUAAAAAAAAUCCCAUUGGUUAAUUUGAUUUUAGUUUCAAACAAUUGAAGCCUUUUUUUCGAGAGGAAAAAAAAGUGUAAAUUCUUUAGGUGGAACAGAAACAAAGAAUUGAAAUGUGUUGCUGAUUUUGUGAAAUAAGUAUCCUUCACAUGGUCGCGCACGUGCAUGCCCCUUGUGCUUUAUGCAGUGGCAAAGCGCCUCAUACAUUGGAUGAUGAUAAAAACGGUUGUUUCCGUAAUUAGUGGAGAUCCAAGGAGUCAAAUUACGCUGUCCUUCAGAAGUGUCACAAGUAAACAGACUAAGCUAAGAGUGUACACUAGGAAUAAGAGGAAGAAAGGUGCCGCGGCAUGUUUCCUAGGGAACGUGUGUUGUUUGGAUUGUUGUUAAUGGGUUAGCGCUCGGUUUACGUGCACGACAUUAACUCUCUAACACUAACAUUAUAUUCUUUCAGCACGAAUACUGACACCUCUAGAGCAACAACAGAAAAUAUAUGUUUGUGUAACUAUAGUUGCACCCAUCUUCCUAGAAUUUUCAGUAACAAAAAUAGUUCUCUAGAAGUAGGAUUCUACAGUGUUACCUUAGGGAUCUGCGUUAUUGAUUUUUGAUUUACAGUUACCUGUUGCAAAUUUACAUAGGGUUUGUUCGGGUGCAGGGAUUAACGUUAUCCGAGUGAAGUGUUACCAUGGUGACUGCAGGUCUUUUCUUUACAAAACAGCGUUGCACCUAAAAUUUUCCAAUAGAACUCAAACGUAUCGCGAAACAACCUAAUCGAAACGAAAUCUGAUAAAUGAAAUUUCCUUGAAAGGUUUCUAUUAUUUUGUUACUGUAUGUAUAGAAACCUACAUAAAUUUUAACUUAAUAGCUUCCUGAACAUUAUCCGUUACCAUGCCAACGUCUAACACGGCAUCCUCGAAACCUCUGCAUUUUAGGUAAACUAAAGAAGAACUGUUUAUACCUACAGUCAGAAAGAAAUGGCUAGUCCUAGUAAAAUGAUUUUGACGUACAUUAGGUCAUUUUACUGUCGGAACACUGCAGUUUCCAGAGCAGAAAAGUCGUCACAAACGUCAGGCCAAAGUCCUGAAGAAACACGCUCUGGAAGAACGUCCAAAUCUUCAAGCAUUGUUUCCCGUUCUCAUAGAAGCUCACGUGCGUCACGCAGUAGCUUUGAUGUGGACGAUGGAAGUGGACAAAAUAGGAAUCUUCUGGACUCGUCCAGUCCAUCUGGUCUGGUUUUACACGCUAUGCCCCAGCGGCGGGAGUCCUUUCUAUACAGGUCGGACAGCGAGUUUGAGAUGUCGCCUAAGUCUGUGUCCAGACAUUCUUCUAUUGGUAGUGAGUCACAUGGAGAUCAAGAUCUAAUAGUAACACCAUUUGCUCAAAUUCUUCAAAGUUUAAGAAAUGUACGGAAUAACUACAUUACUCUUGCCAAGGUGCCAGCAUACAAAUCAAGAAGAUCUUCACCAAGUAAUAACACUUCUUCAGUGUCAAGCAAACAACUUACAGAAGAUCAACAUGGCAAGUUAGCAAUGGAAACUCUUGAGGAGCUUGACUGGUGUCUUGACCAGCUGGAAACUAUACAGGCACACAGAUCUGUGGGAGAUAUGGCUUCUAGUAAGUUUAAGAGAAUGUUAAACAAAGAACUCAGCCAUUUCUCAGAAUCUAAAUCAGGAAGUCAGAUCUCAGAAUACAUCUUCAGCACAUUUUUGGAUAAACAACAAGACAUUGAUAUUCCAACAAAACAGAUUGAGGAUGGAUAUCACAAUCACCGGCCCCAGCACAAAGCAGGACAUGCUAUGUCUCAGAUUUCUGGGAUUAAGAAACAUUUAUGUCACACAAAUAGUAUUACAAAGCUACCAAAAUAUGGGGUAGAUACUCGACAUGAAGAGGAACUUGGGAAGCUUUUAAAAGACAUAGAUAAAUGGGGAAUAGACAUUUUCAGGAUUACAGAAUGUUCUAACCAUCGCCCCCUUACUGCAAUGAUGUACACAGUCUUUAGAGAAAGAGACUUGCUAAACACCUUCAAGAUUCCAGCAAAAACUUUUAUAAAUUUCCUUCUGACUCUGGAAGAUCAUUACCUUAAAAUCCCAUAUCAUAACAGUAUCCAUGCAGCUGAUGUAACCCAAUCAGUUAACGUCCUGCUGCUCUCUCCUGCAUUUGAUUCUGUCUUUACUGACUUGGAAAUUCUUGCUGCAUUGUUUGCUGCUGCAAUUCAUGAUGUGGAUCAUCCUGGAAUGACCAAUCAGUAUCUGGUCAACACUAUGUCUGAGCUAGCAAUAAUGUACAAUGAUGAAUCUGUUUUGGAGAACCACUCUUUAGCUGUUGCCUAUAAACUUUUACAAGAUGAAAAUUGUAACAUUUUUGGUAGUCUAAACAAAAAACAAGGACAGACACUCAGAAAGAUAGCAAUAGACAUGGUUCUGGCCACUGAUAUGUCCAAGCACAUGAAUCUCCUUGCUGAUUUAAAGACAAUGGUAGAAACAAAGAAAGUUUCUGGAACUGGUGUAGUUCUUCUAAACAACUACACCGAAAGGAUUCAAGUCCUUCAGAACAUGAUUCAUUGUUCAGAUCUCAGCAGUCCAACAAAACCUUUAGAGAUGUACAAGAAGUGGGUGGACCUUCUUAUGGAAGAGUUCUAUCAACAAGGAGACAAAGAAAGAGAACAAGGCCUUGACAUCAGCCCCAUGUGUGACAGACACAAUGCUACUGUUGAGAAGUCUCAGGUUGGGUUUAUUGACUACAUUGUUCAUCCACUGUGGGAAACAUGGGCCGAUCUUGUUCAUCCCGAUGCUCAGGAUAUCCUAGAUACACUAGAAGAGAACAGGGACUGGUACCAAAGCAUGAUCCCUGCCAGCCCCACCACCAGUACUUCUGAUCUCAGCCAUGAUCAACGAUCUGGUGGAGAAUGCUCAGGCAAUAGUACAAACCCACCAUCAAGAUUUCAUAAGUCAUCAGAUAAAAUCAAAUUUCAGAUUACCCUAGAAGAACCAGAGGAAGAAGACUUGGAGGAAGAGAAGUUUAAUAAAGGAGAGACCUAGUAGAUUUCUAGACUAUAAUGAACUAAAGGAAAGUGAACCUUUGUGAUAUGGAGUAGCUGUCUAUAAGAUGAAACUUUCUGGUUUAGUGUACAAAAUGAAACUGUCUGGUAUAGUAUAGAAAAAGAUUUUUGGAGUUAUUUUGUGACAGUGAGCUCAGAACUGCCAUGAUGACAUCAAGAAAAUGUCCCUCAAGAUAUUCAGCACGUGGAAGAAGGAAAAAGCUGAUGAUAUAAUCUAGUCCUUUGUCUGUAUUACUGAAUAAAUAAUACUCAGCUUGUCAGUGCUGAACUACAACUUAUUGUGUGCAUUAAAAAUAUGUAUGUUUGUUAAAUUUUUUGACAGUAUUUACCACCCCAUCUCCUUUUCUUAUUGUCAGGUUUAAAAGGCUGGUGUAUAGAUUUUAUUAUUAAUACACUUGUUAAUAUUUAAUGUAAUUCUGAAUAAUUUGCUGUUUAAAGUAACAUACCAGUUGAUGAUAUUUGAAAAAGUUUGAUUAGUUUUUUUUUCAGUAUUUGAGUUCUUGCAAACACUUAGACCAGGAAUGUUCAAGAUUUGUUUUAAUGCUUAUUAUUAAAUAAAAAAGUAGUUUUGUAGCUAAAAGUAAUCAAUUUGCAAAUUCAAUAAAUAAUAAGAAAACUAUGUGUUAAUAAAACCAAAAACUCCUACUGCAAAGUAUCUUUUCUCCAAAACAGUCUUUCACAAACAUUUUUCUGGUAUUAAUGAUACAUUAUGUAGUUUUUAAUUCAUCAGUUUAAUACCCAGUACUUAUGAAGCUAGAAGUAAAGUUAUUAAUUUGAAAUUAUCAAAAUCUAAUUUGGACACUAUAGUGAUGUAGCAUAAAACUUUUUCAGUCUAAUAAAGUACUGAAGAGACAUUUAAUUUAUGUUCAAAAGUCUAGUACUGAACCCACACUAUGAAUUAAAUCAUUGUAAUGCAUCUUACAUUAAAUACAAUCUUAAAGAAAUAACUAUAUGCCUAAAAAGAAAAAAUAAUUUCUUUAUUGAUACAGAAUUCAAAUUGGUACCUUCUCAGGGUUAAAUUAAUAUUAGUAAAGAAAAGUCCAAGGUUUAAUCCCUUACUGUUUAACAGUUUGUUUUUUAUUUUUUUCACAAGCAUUUUUUUAAUAAUGUGAAUCUGCCAUUUGGGAGUUAUAGAAUGAAAUUUCUGCGUUUUAUGAGAUUUAUAUGUAUAGAAUGUGAAAAAGUUAGAACAGAGUAUGUAUAUAUAUGUAUAGAGAGAGAUUAAACCUUUGUGAAUGAUGUGUGAACACAUAUUUUGUCCUAAGAAACAUGUAAGAAUGAGGGUAAAAUAUCGCUUUCUGAAACAAAACAUGAAAAAGAAUAGGUUCAUAGAUAACAGCAAGUUUGGUAGAGUAAAUUUUUGUAGUACACUUCAGAUAACUCCCUGCCUAAAAUAAUUCAGUAGUAGAACCAUAUUCCGAGUAUCUCUUUCACGAUCUUUUUCGCUCUCUACAUAUAUAUAAAUAUGUGUGUGUGUGUAUAAAUGGUUUUCACAAACACUGAGCAAAAGAAAUGCUAUACCUGAAAUUAUAAUGUGACUUACUGUGUUUUGAUUCAAAGUUAAAUUAUUAACUUACAAUUUAAUACGUUGUCAUGGUGAGCUUAUAGUGAUUUUAUUAACUUCUUGUCUUUCGCUUUGUAGUGGUUUUUCAAUGAUGAUAUCAAUGUGGAUAAAAAGUCUUAACUAUUUACGAUCUUUGAUACAGAUAAAUAGAAAGGUAGUGCUAGCGUAUUUUACGCUGUUGACAUUUAAAUCUAAACUUCAGCUAAACAAUAAUAAUAUCACUGGCUGUACUGGCCAGCUUUAGUAGUUAGCUGACAUUUGUAAACCAAAGUUGUUGUUACUAGGUGUAUAAAAGAGUUUAAAUUAUUACUAUGUUGAGAAUUAUAGUAUUGGUUCUAUGUUUAGUGAAGUUAGAAGUCAUGUUUAGAGCUUUUUACUAAGAUAUGUCUUUAAAAAAUGUAGAAAUAUAUUUUCUAAAUUCACUUUUAAUCGUGUCAGGAUUUUUACUUUUAAGACUGUGCAUGUUUUGUUGUUUAUUAACAGCUUUGUGUAUGAAUAAAAUAGCUCGAGUGAAUGAGAGAGUGUCUUUAAAAGAAUAUACGAAAGUUUUUAUGAGUGAUCUCAAAUGAGAAGCCAAAUCUAGUCUUAAGUCAUUGGAAUUAUGUUAAUUUCGUUGUGAUGAUUAUCUGUAUCUUAAGCAGGUGUAUUCUAGAACUGAAUUAUGCACAGAUAAUCCCGGCUGUCAGAAUAUCUAUUGUAUCUCUUACAGCAAGAAGAAUAUUUAAAGUUAGUACCUUUAGAGCUACCAUAUAUAACAACUUCAUUUGCCUUGCCAGAAAAUAUCAUACUUGCACAUCUCAAGUGGAUGGAUUGUAUAGUCAUUUUGUGUUACUUUCACAAAGAAACGCCGACAAACAAGCUUCCUCGACAUUGUUAGAUGAGAAAUAUGGCAUUACGCUUAAAGCUUACUUAACAACGCAACAAUAGCAUGUGUGAUUAUAAAAUGUCGCUUACGUAAAGUACUGUCAUUUGCUAGUGUUUCCUGUCGUAAAGGGAAGAAAUGGUGUUUUGGAAUAUUGAUUAAAGAGUUAAAAGCUUCCAGUAUUACAGGAUUACCUGAAAUAAACGCAUGCUGUUUGUCAUUUUUUACAGUAUCUAAUGUACAUUUGUAUAUUUAUGAAACGUCAAAAUAAAGACUUGUUCAUACGAGUAAUAUGUUUUGAACUCGGAAUAUAA
Molecule: messenger RNA, 6039 nt
Organism: Limulus polyphemus (Atlantic horseshoe crab)
Lineage: Eukaryota; Metazoa; Arthropoda; Merostomata; Xiphosura; Limulidae
Product: cAMP-specific 3',5'-cyclic phosphodiesterase, isoforms N/G-like
Exons: 14
Coding region: 1216-3279 (687 amino acids)
Biological process (GO): signal transduction
Cellular component (GO): perinuclear region of cytoplasm; nucleus; cytosol
Molecular function (GO): 3',5'-cyclic-AMP phosphodiesterase activity
Source: RefSeq, a predicted model, not a curated record